CAGGGACGGCAACGGGGCGCGAGUGACACACCAGAGGGAACACAGACGACAUCUCUAGGCCAAUUCCGGGAACCAUGGAUUUCUUAUUCAGCUUAGCCUUUAUCUUUUACCUUUGGGGCUUUUUUACUAUUCAGGGACAAAAGAAAGCGGAGGGCACAGAGGAAGUGAAAAUAGAAGUUUUGCAUCGUCCAGAAAACUGCUCUAAAACAAGCAAGAAGGGCGACCUGCUAAAUGCCCAUUACGACGGCUACUUGGCCAAAGACGGCUCGAAGUUCUACUGCAGCCGGACACAAAAUGAAGGCCACCCCAAAUGGUUUGUUCUUGGUGUUGGGCAAGUAAUAAAAGGACUAGACAUUGCUAUGAUGGAUAUGUGCCCUGGAGAGAAGCGAAAAGUAAUUAUACCCCCUUCAUUCGCAUAUGGAAAGGAAGGCUAUGGUAGUACUUGAAGAAGUCUUUCCUCCGCGCAACAUCCUUGCCUCUUGUCACAGAGCACCCCUGCAUGUUUUGAAAUGCAUGUGACUUUCUAGUGCUUUAAUUAACUCUUCAUAUGGUAUGUAUAGAUUCUUUACAUUAACGCCUACUUCUUUGAUCUGCUUUUGUAUACACUAAUUUUUUUGCAAGAAAAAACAACAAAUUGGCAAUGUUUUCUAUGUUUACAGUGAAAUUGUUCAAAACAUUUUAGGUACCAGUAAUAUUUUUUCUGAAGAAGUUCCAAUUUGUGUUCUGCAAUGAGAAGCUAUUUUUCUGUCAUAAUGAGAUCAUAACUGGGCAGAAUAGGAAUGGAAUUUGUAAAAAGGAUCAUUGACUCAAUCUCUAGCUCUUUUACUGUAAAGUCAUAUAUGUGGUGCAUUAGGUUGGGACUUCCAUACUAACCUCAUGAUGCAUGGAUAAAUUUUUCUAUGUCCUAGCUUUGGAGAUUACUGAUCCACUUCUUUCGGCUAUAACUUUAAAGCUCUUUUCUCUUUGGAUUAUGAAUAUUGUAGCAAGAAUUUUGCACUUUUUCAUUUAAAAAAUUGCUGUUUCUUUCAAAGGACAAACAGCCAUUUUUAAAAUAAACAGACAAUAUGGACCAUUCAUUCAAAAAAUAUUUGAGUGUCUAUAAUGGACUAGGCACAGUGUGAGACCCUAGGGAUACACUAGUGACCCACACUCCCCACUGCCUCUCAGCAGAUCAUUUCUGCAGCUUAUUUUUAUGAAAUGGUCAUUGAAUAGCUCAUAGAUUGCUAAAAUUGUAGGUUAACUUUAUUAAAGAGACAUAUUAAACUUAAUACUUGAAAAGUUUAUUGUGAUUAGAAUUUUUUCAUAAAAUUGUUCCUGAAUUUUUGUCAUUGAACUUAUUUUUAAUGUCUAUAAAGAAUUUGAAAGAC
Messenger RNA from Trichechus manatus latirostris (Florida manatee), 1367 nucleotides. RefSeq names its product FKBP prolyl isomerase 7 (gene FKBP7). The transcript is spliced from 3 exons. Lineage: Eukaryota; Metazoa; Chordata; Mammalia; Sirenia; Trichechidae. The coding region runs from base 75 to 446 and encodes 123 amino acids. Gene Ontology annotation, molecular function: peptidyl-prolyl cis-trans isomerase activity. The record is from RefSeq and is a predicted model, not a curated record.